UGACGGCAGGCUUGAUCACGUGGCUGGGGUGCACCCGCCUUCUGUGGCGAUGGCGGCCGCAGGCUCCAGUGUGGUAAUGCGAGUGGAGGAGCUCGGAGAUCUGGCUCAGGCUCACAUACAGCAACUUAGCGAAGCUGCCGGCGAAGACGAUCACUUUUUAAUUCGGGCCUCUGCAGCUCUAGAAAAAUUGAAACUCCUUUGUGGAGAAGACAAAGAAUGUUCAGAUCCAUCAAAUCUUCUAGAACUUUACACACAGGCUAUUUUGGACAUGACGUAUUUCGAGGAGAAUAAGCUAGUAGAUGAAGAUUUUCCUGAAGACUCUUCACAGAAAGUAAAAGAGCUGAUCAGUUUUCUUUCAGAACCAGAAAUUUUAGUUAAAGAAAACAGUCAUCCUAAACGCUGCAGUUUGCUUGGGGACGAGCUACUGGAAUGUCUGUCUUGGAGACGAGGAGCCCUACUCUAUAUGUAUUGUUAUUCUUUAACCAAAAGGAGAGAGUGGCUCACGAGAAAAUCUAAAUUGCUUGAAAAGCACCUGGUUGAUGGAAUCACUUACUUGCUACAGAUGCUAAAUUUUCGGUGUCCUAUCCAGUUAAACGAAGGAGUUUCUUUCCAAGACCUAGAAACAGCUAAAUUACUGACUGAAGGAAUAUUUAGUGAUAUCCAUUUGCUGGCUAUGAUGUACAGUGGAGAAAUGUGCUACUGGGGAUUGAAGCAUUGUGCAGAUCAGCAUCCAGAAAACCAUGAAGUAGAUACCGAUGUUUCUGGAGCAAGCUGCACUGCAUGCAAAGAACCUUUGGACUUCCGAGAAGUAGGAGAAAAAAUUUUGAAAAAGUAUGUAUCUGUAUGUGAAGGACCCCUGAAAGAGCAGGAAUGGAAUACAACAAAUGCAAAACAAAUUUUAAACUUCUUUCAGCAUUUCCAUAAAUAGUAAGUUCAUCUAGUCUUUUUCCAACAGACAAAAAAACAAACAAAAGACCCAUGAAAUGGAAAAGUUCUAGAAAAAAAGACAUUUUGACCCAAAUUUGAGAACAUUAUGCUACAUAAAGAUACCCAGUAUGGUUACCCUUUUGUAAGAGCCAUCACCACUUUUCAUAAUAUGUUCUUAAACUUAGGAAGGAAUGAUUCUUUAAUGUUUAAACUGACAUGUGUUAUUUGAACUCAUCCUGAACUACAAAUACCCUAUAAAUAAUAAUGAGAAACCCGAUUUGACUUUAAGAAGAUUUUUUUCUAUUAAAUUCUUUGUAAUCUCCUUAUGUUGAAGUUUGCCCUGCUUUAGAGAUUAAAAUCAUCACCUCAUUGUUUUGAAUAUAUACAAUGGAUAUAAAAAUAGGCAAAAUGAAAAAAUAUGACUAACAUUAAGAUUCCAUUUCUAAAAUAUGGUGAAUAAUGGAAGAUUCUGCAAAGGAUAGUGGGUGUUUAUUUUGCCACGUAUUACUAAUGGCAUAUUAAAAUUUUACUUUAUUAGUUAUUUUAUAAAAUGUUAAAAAUUAUUUUCCUAUUUUGUUUAAAAGAAAAUGCAUAGUUUAUCAAAUGUUUAUUGAAGAUAAAACCGAGUUAGGUUGGAGUACCACUAGCUCAUAUGCUUUUAGGGCACAUCUUUUCAUACUGUAAUGAACUUUUAAUAUUUUUUGCCUUUAAUAGUAGGGGUGAGUGAUAAAGGCCAGAGAGCCUAUAACUUGAUAUCUUAUUCGCAGUCUUUCUGUCUACCUCAACUAUUGUCAUCUUGAGGGGAUGAUCUGUGUGUUGCGUUCUCUGCAAAGUUUCGUAACUUGUGUACCAGUAACUUUUUCACAUUCCAGCAAUUUGCUCCCAUGGCCAUACCUUGAAUAUCACUAUCCUGAGUUUCUAUUUUUGAAAUUUUAAUUCUCAGUAUCCCAUUAACUGAUGAUAAUUCUCAUCUCCCCAGCUCUUUUACUGUCUUAUUUUUAUUGAUUUUUCUUUCUCUUUUAUUUCCACUCUACCAUGUCUUUAGCUUCUCAUAGCCUCCCUAUGUUGACUGCCCUCCUUUCUCCUAAACUAUCAGCCUCGUUCAGGUUUUCUUCCUUCCCUACCCAGCCUCAGCCUAAUAGAGCACUGUUUGCACCACUCAUUUGCCAAUGCCCUCAAAUCCCUCUUUCCCUUGUCCUUCAGCCUAAUCAUUCUGCAAACCAUCAACAUUGAAUUAAUCCUGCCAUCCAUGUUUUCUGGUAUGCUGAGUUCUGCUUAAGUAUGUGCUGUCCUUUGGAGUGGAGUGUCAAAGUGGCUUACCUUCAACUUUAGAAGAGCCCGCAAUAUAAGCCUUUUGUUUGUUACUUGUGUGGACUCUUUCUCUCCUCCCACUGUGGUUAAUCCAAACCUUAUCACUUUUCUCAGGCCCUGUGUCCCCUCCCCCAGCAUAUGGUUCUUCCUUCUGUCAUAGAGAAAGUUGAGACUAUGAGUUGGUCAACUUCUAUGUUUACGAGCUUUUUCUUUUUGGGGGAAGAGACUUCACUUCCCAUUGAAGGCUGAUUUCCACCUGUGCUACAGAUUUCAUUUCUGCUGUCACCCUCAUUUCCCUUGUGGCUUUUGUUUUUCUGUCUACACUUCAGGUGUUACUCUUUCCUAGAAUUCUUUCCUGUUUCUUUUUUUUUUCCCCUUCCCUUUUUUCUUUUUACUUAUUCUAAAUACCCUUCUUAUGCAAUGUCAUUCUUAGCCAUGGUUUUAUCUACCACCUGUAAUAUUAGGCUGACUCCCAAACCUGUAAUUUGAAUCCCAACUUCUCUCCUGAUCACUAAACCUUAUUUCUAACUCCCUGUAUCUUCACUUGGACAAACAUCUCAUUGUAAUUUUAAAUUCAGUGUGUCCUAGCAACUCAUCUCUCAUAUAAAAUCUUUGCUGCUUCAUGUUUUCUUUUUUGAAUCUUCCACAGAGCAGGGCAAGACAGGAGUGUUGUAAUUUGGUUCCUGCCUACCUCUGUAGCUUCAUUGCUGCAGUAAUCUUAUGUUCUAGUCCACUGUUCCUCAAACAUUUAAAAUCCAUGCUCCAUUUUGAUAAACAUAAAAAUUCUGAUAAACCUCUUGGGGCAAGAGGAAAUUCCCCAUUCCUGCCCAGUCCCUUUUCUUAUCAUUACACAGCUUAGAUUUUUAUUUAACUUAGCUUUUUAGCAGGUCUUUUGUACUUUCGAAAUAUAAAAAUUGAAAUUAUUUUAGUAUAGUUUUUAAAACCACAGGCUAUACUCUCCCCCACGCUCUUUGGAACAUCACAAUCUUAAGUACUUCCAGUUUCUUCCCCAAAUGUGCUUUGUAUUCAUAUCCCUCAAUACCCUUGUAGAUUUAAUUCCUUCUGCCUAGAAUGCUUUGUACUUCUUUAUGGUCAUGUGAAUACCUACUUUUCCUUUAAGAUUCUGUUGCCAUGAUAUUGGGUCUGUAUUGUCAGUCAAAAUUAAAUGAUACUUUGCUUCUGUUCCAUUAAUCCUCCCCUCCCACGUCGUACUGGUUACAUGGCUUUGUAAUUAGUUUCCUUACUAGUUUUAUCCUCAGAGCUUAACAUAGUGCAUAAUGCAUAGUAGACACUUAGAAAUGUUUUUUUUUGAAUUAAUAAGCAUGAUUCUAAGUACCAAAGUGCACAAAAGGGUUGCUACUAUUGGAUUCCAAACUGCCAUGCCCUCUAUAGCAGUAGUUGACAAGGCAAAUAGGGAUAUGUGCAGUUCUCAGCUGUGUAAAGUAUUAUUUAAAUUCCAAGUCUAAGAAAAUAACAAAACUUGCUCUUCUGAAGCUGGGGGCUUCCAUUUUGCCUUCAUGAUCUUUUGAAUCAGUCAUGUCUCUGACUGGUUGGCACAAUUAUGAGGGUAAUGCUGGGUGCUUUUUCUACAACUUUUCAUCUCACACAGAAUUGGAGAAUAAUUUGUGGACCGUUACAGUCUUUAAUGCUUUUUAUUCUGUCAUUUUAUAAAACAGGGAACUAACAACACAUUUUUGUAUGUGUUAAAAGCUUGCUAAGUGAGUGUCGCUUCAUUUAGAAUGAAGUUACUUCAGGGUAGAAAAUACUCCAUGAGAGGGAAGUAUUACAAUUCGUUUAUCCAAAAACUAUUUGUUUUGUGUCUGCUGCUAGAUUUUGUCCUAGGCACUGAGGAUACAGCUUUGCAAAGCAAUCCUUUUUUGGAGCUUGUAUUCUAAUUGAGGAAGUUAGACAAUAAGCAUUUUAAGAAAUGUUCAGUGUUUCCAAGUGAUGAGUGCUAUGAAGAAGACUAAAGCAGGGUAAGGUGUUAGUAUGAUGCUGAAGUAAGGUGCUAUUAUAUUUAGGAUGGUUGGGAAGGCACCUCUGAGUACCUGUCUACUGCUUUAACAUUUGUAUCCUCAAAUUCCACUGCCUUAGUUAAAUGCCUUGCAUAUUCAGUGCAUUCAUAAUUUUUUUCUUUUGGCAGUUCUGGCACUGAAUUAAAGAAUGAGUCACUAUUUAAGACUUUCUCAUUUUGAUUAUAUUUAAAAGGUUUCUCUCCAGUGUGGCUUUACUAAUGGGUGAGCCAUAUCUAAAGGCCCUGUUUUGUUUGUUGGGGUUUCUCUGCCUUUUUCAUAUUCUGAUAGUUACUAAAAUUUAAAACUCUGUUAAAGGACUUUUCACAGUCCAUAAAUCUGUAUUAUUCUUACCCAGUAUGAAUUUUUUGUUGUGAAAUAGGCUUUGAGUUUAAAGGGUCUGUCCACUUUACUGCAUUUAUAGGGUUUCUAGGGAUUGUCAAUUGUUUGAGGCUGAUUAAGGUACAGAACAUGACUAAAAUCUUUUCCUUAUUCCUUUGCAUACAGUAGGGUGAGGUGAGAGUCCACGGCUAAAAUCUCACAAUAAAAUUACAUUUCUGUCUUUACUUUCCACUGCAAAUUCUCUAAUCUUCAUUACAGUGUGAGCUGCAUUGAAAGGCAUUCCCAAAUUCAUUUUAAAGGCAUUAAAAAAGACCCCAGCCCCUUGAAAUGCUAGUUUGGAUUGCUUUUUACUUUUUUCUCUACCUUCCAGGGCUCCUUUCCUGACUCUAGUAAGGAUACUCCCAUCUACACAGAAUCCAGGAUUCUGUAGUUAUCCAGUAUCACUUCCUUGUAUUAUUUUUUAACACAAUAUGAGGUGAUAACAUAUUACGGAAGUAUUGCAGUAAAAUAUAUUUAAUGUAUUCAGGCUUAACGAAUGCAUUAUGUAUGUAUCCUGGUGUUCUUUACUGUUGUUUUGUAUUUCUUCAUUCUGGUGAAAAUUUCCAAGUAAAAUGUUUUGGAACAUAAAUAUUUUUAAAAAAAUAAAAUCAUAUUCCCAUAUUUCUUUAUGUU
This is a messenger RNA of Choloepus didactylus (southern two-toed sloth), 5264 nucleotides long. RefSeq names its product chromosome 11 C5orf51 homolog (gene RIMOC1). Gene Ontology annotation, biological process: mitophagy. The coding region runs from base 50 to 928 and encodes 292 amino acids. The transcript has 6 exons. Lineage: Eukaryota; Metazoa; Chordata; Mammalia; Pilosa; Megalonychidae. The record is from RefSeq and is a predicted model, not a curated record.